AUGAUGAAUACAUUAGAUAAAGCAUCAACAUUUAUUGGUACACCCUAUUAUAUGAGUCCAGAAACAUUACGAUUCGAUGGAUAUAAUAUGAAAUCAGAUAUUUGGUCAUUAGGUUGUGUACUUUAUGAAUUAAGUGUUUGUAAACGUGCUUUUGAACGAUCAAAUAUUUUACAAACAAUGGAAGCUAUUCUACGAGAAUCUCCACCAUUAUUACCAGAAAGAUUUCCAGUUAAAGUACAACAACUUUAUUUACAAAUGCUUUCAAAAGAACCAGAACAUCGACAAACAGCAGCAGAACUCUUAGAAGAAUUUAGUCAUAUUGAAUUAAAACCAACUGAUAAACAAAAAUUUUCUACGCAAUCAUCAACUUCAGAUGCUGAAUCUAAACUAUCACAUCCAGAAUUUCGUCGUUCAUUUAGUAACAGUCCACUGAUAAAUAAACAUAUUCGUAGUUCAUUACAAGUUCCAUCAUCACCAAUUCAUUCGUCAUCAUCAAUGGAUUCUGUUGAUUCAUUUGAAAAUAAUCCAGCAGGUUUACAUCAUUUCAGACAUAUCUUGGCCAAUAAACUUAUGGAAUUUUUAUUUUUAGAUGAUGUUCAAGAAACAAAUGAUAACUUUGAUCCAUUUAGUUCAACAGCAAAAGAAAUUAAAACUGAUCAUUAUCGAAGUAAAGCCCAACAAUUAGUUGGUUCAGAAAAUUUUACACAAUGUUAUAAUUAUUUACAUGAUCAACGUGAAAAACAAUCGAAAGAUCCAAGAUGUACAGAUGAUAUACUUUUAUCUGGUCUUGAAACUUUAUGUUCAAAUUCUUAUGCAUGUAAAUUAAUAAAUGAACUUGUAUUACAUGAAUGUUUAAAUGAUAUAAAUGAACGAACAAAAAACUCUUAA
This is a messenger RNA of Adineta steineri, 888 nucleotides long. The record is from the annotation of a GenBank genome assembly. Lineage: Eukaryota; Metazoa; Rotifera; Eurotatoria; Adinetida; Adinetidae.